Aspergillus aculeatinus CBS 121060 is the source of this 986-nucleotide messenger RNA. RefSeq names its product proteasome core particle subunit beta 3 (gene pup3). Gene Ontology annotation, biological process: proteasome-mediated ubiquitin-dependent protein catabolic process. The record is from RefSeq and is a predicted model, not a curated record. Gene Ontology annotation, cellular component: proteasome core complex, beta-subunit complex; proteasome core complex. The coding region runs from base 138 to 758 and encodes 206 amino acids. NCBI's taxonomy places the organism in Eukaryota, Fungi, Ascomycota, Eurotiomycetes, Eurotiales, Aspergillaceae. The transcript has 4 exons.
CCUCCCAACCAUCCUCUUCCCCUUCAUCUCUGCUUCACUGUUACUCCUCAUUCUCUCUACCCCUACCUUCUCUACUACAGUUCAUCCCUCUACAGAUCUCUGUAUAGCCUGAAUCCACUCACAAUUUCCCCCCAAUCAUGAGUUCUCCCUUCGAUAUCAAUGGCGGUGCCUGCGUCGCCAUGGUGGGCAAGGACUGCGUUGCCAUCGCCUGCGAUCUCCGCCUGGGCAUGCAGGCCUUGACCGUCUCCAACAACUUCCCCAAGAUCUUCAACUACGGCCCUUCGACCUUCCUCGGCUUGACGGGUCUGGCGACCGAUGUGGCGACCGUGUCCGACCUUUUCCGCUUCAAAGUGAACAUGUACCGUCUUCGCGAGGAGCGAAACAUCGCGCCCCAGACCCUGGCCAACCUGGUCAGCUCGUCGUUGUACGAGAAGCGUUUCGGUCCUUUCUUCGUCAGCCCCGUCAUUGCCGGUAUCAACAGCACAACGGGCAAGCCCUUCAUCUGCGGCUUCGACAGCAUUGGGUGUAUCGAUUUCGCCAAGGACUUCAUUGUGAGCGGAACCGCAAGUGAUCAACUGUUCGGUACUUGCGAGGGUCUGUGGGAGCCGGACUUGGCUCCGGAGGACCUGUUCGAGACCAUCUCCCAAGCCCUUCUCAGUGCGGUCGACCGUGACGCUCUUUCCGGUUGGGGUGCCCAGGUUUACAUAAUAGAGAAAGAUAAGGUUACCAAGAGACUAUUGAAGGGAAGGCAGGAUUAGACGAGAUAAUUACUUGGAUCAUGAAUUUGUGUUAUUUUCCCCCCUUGCGGCAGUUAUGCUCAUUGUUCUGCUCUCUAAUAUGACGCUUCCAUCCAUCCUCCCUCCCCAUCUAGGUGCCAUCAAUAUUGCCGAGGCAAGGCUGAGAGUGUGUGGGAAUCCAGGCAAUGACACGCAUAUCCUAGGUGCUUGCGGUCUAGCCGCGAUCAACUCAUCUUGCAGAAAUUGCGC